AUGAAGCUGCCUUAUGCUAAGCUACAAGUACAUUAUCAACCAGUGCGGUGCAUCUUUGCGGAAUGUGGCUGCACGAUGCUCUUCUGUUCUGUGCGGUGUCGACAAGCGGGCUGGUUGCGAUUUCAUUUUGCUGGUUGCCCUGGCAGUAUGACUGAGGAUCAGCGGAAAGCAUACUACGAAUUUAUACAUCACAACUGGGAGUGCAGAGGAGUGGACUACAGUGAUACGGUCUUUCUCGCCUUCCGCUUCAUCUGCAUGGCCCUCACGAACGUGCGCCUGCACCGUCAGACGCUGGAGUUGGCAUACAAGCCGAUUGCACAGUUAAUCAAGGCGCCGUUGUCGGCCUUUCACUUUACGUAUCUUUUUUCCGAAGACGGGUCCAACGACAGGCAAAAAAAGCAGGACGGAGAGCAGCAAAGUGAGCAGGAACAGUUUAUGCACCGGGAGACAUUCAAGCAGUUGCGUGAUACUCAGCCGUCAGUGGCAGACAAAGACACAAUGGACGAGUUCCUUUGGACAGGGGUGACGCUGGUGGACCGCAUCCUGCAGCUCACCGAGGAGGAGCGUGGUCUGUUGACCGUGACGCGGUGGUCGGAGCUUCUUGGGGCAGUGCUUCUUAACGGACAGGAGCGUAGCCCUCCGUCGAAUUACGAUCGACUGAAGGAACUCGUGCAGCGCCUACCAUGUGGGAUGGCCGCCAUGAACGCGUUUGAACGGGAGGUGCAGCUGGCAGGCAAAGAUGUGGAACAGUUAUUUCAAAGCUCGCGGGGUCAGGGGAUAUACACCGUUGGAUGUCUUCUCAACCAUUCCUGCGAGCCGAACCUUCAAGUCGUCCACAGCGACUCUGGUGAUGAAAUGCUGUCGGUUGUCGCCCUUCGCGAUAUUGAUCCAGGGGAAGAGCUAUGCAUCAGCUACAUUGAUGAGACCCUGUCUUAUCCCGAACGCCAGCAGGAGCUCUACGAGCACUACCUCUUCACCUGUCGCUGCCCUAGGUGUGACCGUGAGUCGGUUGCCCGCGAACUCAUGGAACCUUCAGGGAAGGCGCCUCCCUCUGCGUGCACAUUCUCGAAAUCGCAAUAA
Molecule: messenger RNA, 1080 nt
Organism: Trypanosoma rangeli
Lineage: Eukaryota; Euglenozoa; Kinetoplastea; Trypanosomatida; Trypanosomatidae
Product: SET and MYND domain-containing protein
Exons: 1
Coding region: 1-1080 (359 amino acids)
Molecular function (GO): protein binding
Source: RefSeq, a predicted model, not a curated record